AGAGAGGUGUGUGUGUGUAAGAGAGAGAGACAGGGAGAGGUGUGUGUGUCUGAGAGAGAGAGAGAGAGAGAGAGAGAGAGAGAGAGAGAGAGAGGUGUGUGUGAGAGAGAGAGAGAGAGGGAGAGAGCGGUGUGUGUGUGAGAGAGAGAGAGAGGGAGAGACUCAGUCUCACACAGAGCGGUCGGAUUUCUGCACCCCGUGUUUAUUAAUUACAGUGUAAAAGGCUUUAAAAACCUCUGACGCAAACCAAAAGCUGUUUGUUGUUAUAAAUAAAUGUGGAAGAGUUUCGGCCUGAGGGUGAAAUAUAAAGUGUGUGAGCUGCAGACAGAAAGGAAUACAACUUUGGGUUCAGAAAGCGGAGGAAUUCUCUCAGGAAAGUUCAAGAACAGUUGCAGGGCUGCUCGUCUCCCGCUGUGAAGACAGCGACCCUGAACCAGCGAGAGGAGAUCACACUGAGAACACACACUGAAGUCGCCAGGAUGGCUGGUCUCUCAUCAGUCUGGAUGGGAGUGGUAGGGAUGCUGUCGCUGUUCUGUCUGCAUGGCGUAAAUUGCAUGAAGGAAAGCGUCCCCAGGGUCAAGCUCGGCUAUAAAGAACUGCUUCACUCAGGCAGUCUGGUGCCGUUUGUAGGCGCCGGUGAAGGAAUGCAGUUUCAGACAUUCCUGUUAGAUGAAGAGAAGAGCAGAUUGCUUCUCGGGGCCAAAGAUCACAUCUACCUGCUGGAUCUAGACAACAUCAACAAGAACCCUAGAAAGCUGAGCUGGCCAGCUCCCAGAGACAGGGUGGAAAUGUGUAUCCUGGCUGGUAAAAACCCUCUCACUGAAUGUGCCAAUUUUGUUCGUGUUCUGCACAAUUAUAACCGUACUCACGUCUACACAUGUGGCACUGGAGCCUUUCAUCCUACAUGUGCUUUCCUGGAGGUCAGGGGCCACAAAGAGGUAAAGGGUGGUGGGCUUCACUUGAUCAGCAGCAGUAUGGAGUCAGGCAGACUGAAAUGCCCUUUCGACCCUCGCCAACCUUUUGCUUCAGUACUUACCGAUCAGUACCUGUAUGCUGGAACAGUGUCUGAUUUCCUGGGAAAGGACAGCAUGUUUAGUCGCUCUCUGGGUCCUCCUCCAGACCAGCACUACAUCCGGACAGACAUCUCAGAGGACUACUGGAUCAAUGAGGCCAAGUUUAUAGCUGCUCAUCGUAUCGCAGACACUUACAACCCUGAUGAUGACAAGAUUUACUUUUUCUUCCGCGAGGCAUCCCGGGAAGGGAGCACCAUGGACAAAGCCGUGCUAUCCCGCGUAGCCCGUGUCUGUAAAAAUGAUGUAGGGGGUUUGAGAAGUCUAACCAACAAGUGGACAACGUUCCUCAAGGCCCGACUUGUGUGUUCCAUUCCAGGAACAGAUGGUGUGGAUACACACUUUGAUGAGCUCCAGGACAUCUUUAUGGUUCCAACUAGAGAUGAGAAAAACCCCAAAGUGUAUGGCGUCUUCACCACUACUAGCUCUAUCUUUAAAGGAUCAGCAGUGUGUAUGUACAAUAUGGAUAACAUACGUGCUGUAUUUAAUGGGCCUUAUGCCCAUAAAGAGGGACCAGAUCACCGUUGGGUGGAAUAUGAGGGGAAAAUCCCCUACCCAAGACCUGGCACGUGUCCAAGUCGCACAUAUGACCCACGGAUUAAGACCACGAAAGAUUUCCCAGAUGAUGUCAUUAGCUUUAUCCGCAUGCACCCACUCAUGUACCACUCUGUGUACCCGAUCACUGGUCGGCCCAUCUUCACGAGGAUCAACACCGACUACCGGCUCACGCAGAUCGUAGUCGACCGUGUAUCUGCUGAGGAUGGCCACUAUGCUGUCAUGUUCCUGGGCACAGAUGCUGGUUCAAUUUUAAAAGUGGUCAGCAUCACACAGGAAAACUGGGCUGCAGAAGAGGUGGUAUUAGAAGAAUUACAAGUGUUCAAGAAUCCGUCUCCAAUCCUCAGCAUGGAAAUCUCUUCUAAACAGCAGCAGCUGUUUGUUGGAGGGUCAGACAGCCUGGUGCUGGUGGCUCUGCACAGGUGCCACAUUUAUGGUCAGGGCUGCGCAGAAUGCUGCCUGGCCAGAGACCCAUACUGCGCCUGGGACGGCUCUCACUGCUCCAGAUAUAUACCUGCAUCCAAGAGGAGGGCUCGCAGACAGGACAUCAAACACGGAGACCCAUCCAGCCAUUGCUGGGAUGCAGACGAUGUGUUGGGCAAGAAUGUAGAGGAGAAGGUGCUGUAUGGUGUGGAGAAUAACUCCUCUUUUCUGGAGUGUCUGCCUAAAUCCCAACAGGCCCAGAUCCGCUGGUUCAUACAAAGACCAGGAGCAGACCACCGCCAAGAGAUCAAAGAGGAUGAGCGGGUAUUGGUAACAGAGCGAGGUUUACUAAUUCGCUGGGUGCAGCGUAGUGAUAUUGGUUUAUACAUGUGCACAGCUCAGGAGCACAGCUUCACCCGCACACUCCUCCACCUCUCGCUUAGAGUACUAGAGCGCAGCCACCUUCCCGGGCACCACUCAGCCUCCAACAGACCCCCUGAUCACUCCAUUCAGGACAUGACGUCUGAGUUGCGGCACAGUUAUAAGGAUUAUGUACGUUCUAGGAGCACACCUUCUCUGGAGGAGUACUGUGAAGUGUUAUGGCAUAAGGAGAAAAAGCAGAGGCAGAAAGCUAAGUGGAAACACGUCCAGGAGCUCCGUAAGAGCAGGAACCGACGGCACCACCAGGGGGCCGCCAUCUGAGUGAACGGUACUUGGAAGAGCAGAUAGGGGAGGGAGGGAUAAUAUAACAGCAUUGGUCUGUGGAUCAAUGUCCAUGGCCCAAAUCUAAUCUAUUUCAACUAUUUAAGGGGUGAAACAGAUCCUCUUAGAACGGGCGCUCUGGCUGUCAGGGUGUAGAAGCAGUAUCUCGACCUGCCAUCAGGGCACAACAAAGAGACACUCAAGUAUGAAAUUGCCAAAUCUACAACAGCUGUGUCAGAGAAGAAUAGGUUCCACUUGCAGACCUACAGCAGAAAUGUUCCGCUCAUGGACCUAUCUAGUAAGUUCACUACAUCUCCAGAGAAGCAAGAGGAUUCCCAAACACAAUGCUUUAAAAUGUAACCAGGAAUGAAAAAUGCAUUCAUGUUGAAUGACUGUAAAUAUAUGUUUUGUACAGCAGAUUGUGCAUGCAGUAGAAUUGCUGACUGAAUUGUUUUCAGAUUAUGGCAGUGUUCACACAUCAGGGCAAAUCCAGUCAUCCAUUAUCUGUACCAGUUAUCCUUCACGGUCACAAGGGAAGCUGGAGCCACUCUCAGCUGCCUUCGGAGAAGAGGCAGGGUACCCCCAGGGGUGGGGGUGGUGUGUUUGCCAAUAGAAACGAACAACCACUCACACUCACACCUAUGGGCAGUUGCUGGGUUUCACGUGACGUCACAUCCGCCUCAUUAGUUAUUUAAAACUUUAGCUGGUGGUCUACCAAAGCUCAGUUGACAAAGCGUUUGUACGGAGAAGGUGCAUCGCUCGCAUGAAAAAUGCUUUACGCUUGCGUUGUUUUAGGUUGUUCAAAUCAAUCAAACCAUGAAACUGAUAAAAGUUUCUUCAGGGUUCCUCAUGAACUAAUAAAAAAGGGUGAACGAACACAGGAUUUCACAAAAAGACGUCGAGAAAGGCGGCUUUUGAACCUCUCACUGAAAUCGAAGGGAGCCGAGUCGAAGCAUGUUCGAGUUUACAGCGAUCACUUGGUGAAAGGUUUGUUUCUCCUUCUCAGCUACGUCCUUAGUGUUUUCCAAGUACUUUUCUUGCUAUGUGUCGUUAUUUUACGGUACUUUUUUUUAGUCACGAAGCGCUAAAGUCCCCAGCUGUUUCUUUGUUCAGUCCUCACUCCUCACAAAGUCCGUAUGCAUGAAGGUCGCGACAAAAUUCUUCCCCGGCCAUACAGUUACAAUGCGCCAUGAUCACUUCUCCGUCUUGUUUAACUAAGCUCCAGGUCUUUAAAGGGGUUUCUGAUGAUCUUUGUGAAUGAUUUACCUGAGAGAUAAGAGCCAACACAAGUGAGAAUCAAGCGAACUGUUGUUUGUUUACACUUCAACUUGCAGCGCUUCGUUGUGAAGACGUGAAAGAAAAGCUUUUAAAAAAACAUAGACAGGCAAAAACAAUACAGAAUUCAUUCAGCAGCGACUUGAUAGCAAGGUCCUUUACCCAGCCACAUACAAAAAAGUUAUAAGCCUCCAUACUCUUCCACACUUUCAUCUGUUUUGCGGUGUAGAAGGACGUCUGCAACACCAGAUAGUUCGAGAUGUCGGGGAACUCGACUGAAGGGUAGUUUUCGAGAUCGUAUGACAAAUUCUUCUUUCCCAGACUGUAGGGGUCGAUUCCAUUGCACAUAACAAUCUUCUGAAUAUAUCUAACGCGAGCAGUGGCUUCUAGAUUACGAGCGUACUCUGAUAAGUUAUCGCUAGUUGUUUGCACUACAGCAGCUGUUUCGACCACCAGCUAUUUCACUUCUGCUAAAACCGCUAAGAAAAGUCACGUGACUGAAACCCAGCAAUUUAGAUCAGCCAGCUGAUUUAAUCCACAUGUCUUUGGACUGUGGGAAGAAACCCAUGCAGGCACAGGAAGUGCAUGCAGACUCCACACAGAAAGACCCCAUUAUUGACCACGAGGUUCAAACACAUUAUUUUCUUGCUGUGAGGCAACAGUGCGAACCACCACAUCACUGCAAAAGUGAUUAAAUCUGAUUUUUUUUUUUUUUGCUUAGACUAGACAGGACGGCACAGUGGCACAAUAGGUAGUGUUUCCUCUCUCACUGCUCCAAUGUCCCUGGUUUGAUCCUGAACUCAGGUUACUGUCUGUCUGUCUGGAGUUUCAAGUGUUUCUCCCACGUCCUUGUGGUUUUCCUCAGGUCUCUCCAGUUUGCUCUAAAAAACAUACUGGUGGGUGGAUUGGCUAUGCUAAAUUGCCCCUAAUAAAUAAAUAAAUGGCAUGUAUUGUUAUGAACUGAUCCCACCCAGGGUGUAUUCUCAUCUAGCAUUCCUGGAACAGGCUCCAAAUCUAUUGUGAUCCUGACCAGGAUAAAGCGCUUACUGAAGAUGAAUGACGAAAAGAAAUUUCAACUUUGGACGGGUUAAUCGGAUGUGCAUAUUCAAAACAUUUUAUCUGAAAUUUUAAUUCCAUUUGAAAGUACUUACAAAUGUGGCCUGAAUCUGAUUGGAAAAAUACAUGGUUCAUGUGCUUUUGCUUAUCAGACUGCAGAAAAUUUUCCUGUGUAAACACAAAAAAAAAUGGACUUGACUGCCUGACUGUCUGAAUACAACCUAAUAUGAUAAGCAACAUUAUAAAGGUUUGGUAGAAAAAAGUAUCAUAUUUCUGUAUAUUUCCAUUGUGUCUUUUAUAGCUAGUUUGUUUACAGUAUAUUUAUAAUUACAACACAGUUGGAAUAAACUCUUUCUUUUGAA
This is a messenger RNA of Neoarius graeffei (lesser salmon catfish), 5443 nucleotides long. It is a transcript of the gene sema3d, whose product is annotated as sema domain, immunoglobulin domain (Ig), short basic domain, secreted, (semaphorin) 3D. Gene Ontology annotation, molecular function: semaphorin receptor binding; chemorepellent activity. Lineage: Eukaryota; Metazoa; Chordata; Actinopteri; Siluriformes; Ariidae. The coding region runs from base 480 to 2750 and encodes 756 amino acids. The transcript is spliced from 19 exons. Gene Ontology annotation, biological process: axon guidance; semaphorin-plexin signaling pathway; positive regulation of cell migration. The record is from RefSeq and is a predicted model, not a curated record.